Molecule: messenger RNA, 518 nt
Organism: Aspergillus ochraceoroseus IBT 24754
Lineage: Eukaryota; Fungi; Ascomycota; Eurotiomycetes; Eurotiales; Aspergillaceae
Exons: 2
Coding region: 104-418 (104 amino acids)
Source: RefSeq, a predicted model, not a curated record
UCCUGAGACCCCCUCUAAUGCGAACAAACAAUUUUCAUGUGUAUUCCCUCCUCCUCCUUGUUGAUUCGGGGGUCCGCCUCAGGUGUUUUAUGGAGUGUCCUUUAUGCAUAUAUGGAGUUAUGGGGAUGAUGUAGCAACUUGCUGUUUGGCGAUAUGUUCGUUUUAUGACUUCUUGUACUUUCACCACAUCUUCUACGCGCGUGGGUCGAAGAUACUGCUAUUAGGUAGCCUUGUAAUACAACUCCUACCCCGCUAUUUACACACCAACGAGCAAAUAUAUUGCAAGAUAUUAUAUUUCUUUGGAUUGUUGGGACAAGACGAUGACGUCAUGUAUCAAGCCAAAUCCGGCGAUAAACAUCGAAAUUCUCUUAUGUUGCUGGAAGCAUACAUAAGUUUUUACAGGAUUCUUAUUAUGUGAUGAAGUUGAACCCUAUCAAUGAUGAGCGGAUAGUCCACGUGAGUUUCAGGGAAUCUCCAGGUAGCAGUUACAGUACAGUAUACCUCACUCGAUAGUAUUC